Messenger RNA from Papaver somniferum (opium poppy), 717 nucleotides. Its product is annotated as protoheme IX farnesyltransferase, mitochondrial-like. The transcript is spliced from 2 exons. The coding region runs from base 185 to 439 and encodes 84 amino acids. The record is from RefSeq and is a predicted model, not a curated record. Gene Ontology annotation, cellular component: mitochondrion; membrane. Lineage: Eukaryota; Viridiplantae; Streptophyta; Magnoliopsida; Ranunculales; Papaveraceae. Gene Ontology annotation, molecular function: protoheme IX farnesyltransferase activity. Gene Ontology annotation, biological process: heme biosynthetic process.
CAUUUUUUAGUCUAUAAUUGGAGAGUUUUCCGAAGGUUGGUGGAGUUCAUGUCAUUUACUGGCUUAUAGAAUUAUUACGCAUUUUUAAGUUUUGUAUAAUUUGCACAAAUGCAUUGAUGAAAGUUAUUUUGUUGUUAUAUUUGAGGAACUAAUUACGGUUUUGGUUUUUGCAUUUCAUCGUAGCAUGCUGGUUGUGGCAACUUCUGGGGCAGGGUUUGUUCUUGGAAGUGGUGGUGCAAUUGAUAUAGCUGGACUUUGCUUGACCUGUACUGGUACCAUGAUGGUUGCAGCAUCUGCAAACUCCUUGAAUCAGGUAUUUGAAAUAAAAAAUGAUGCCAAAAUGAAGAGAACGGCAAGAAGGCCGUUACCUUCUACGAGAAUUAGCCUCCCUCAUGCCGCCAUAUGGGCAACUACUGUCGGAGUAACAGGCACAGCUUAAUUUAUUAACAUGUCGCUGCUGAUCUUGCUUUACUACUACUAAUCUUGCUUCUACGUAGUCUAUCACGAAGUUAUUCUUUCGGAGGUUGAAUUAAGUGCGGCUUAUUUUUGAUAUUUGUACAUGUGACCCACAAUUUGCAGACAUUUGUUCUUGAGAAUUCUUUAAUCAAUCUUAUCCUUUAUUACUUAUUUCUCAACUAUUUCUGGGUGCAUGAUAUAAUAAUUAUAAACAAGUUAUGUUGAUAAUUGCUUCCGACUAAGCUUUGUGAUGGACAAAAA